AUGACUCCAGACCAGAGAACAGACUCCCUGGGCCAGCGGACCGGACAAGACGUGCCUGCCGACCGAGGCAGCCACGGCCGCAUCUACCCAUUUAUUCCUGAGCGCUGCGACAAGACGGGGGGGGGGAGCCGCUUCGAGCCUGGAGUGUCCGGCGGAGCUUUCUCUCCCGAGGAGGGCCUCAUCCUCCGGUCAGCCUGCCAGCUCAGCCCGAGAAGCACCCAGCCACCUGUGUCCGUGAGGCCCACGCGCUCAUCAGCCCGGACGGGAGCCCGCACGUCCGACGAGUGGACCGGACCCCGCGCGCGCCGAGACGCCGUGAUAGGCUCCGUUGACCAGAGCUGGAUCGCCCGGCUGCUGCACGCUGCACCCCUGUCUUUUUUAUUUCGGAGUCGAAGGAGAAGAGAGACAGACGAGAGACUGGCCAAAGAGAGAGAAAAUAGGAGGGAUAAAGUCCUCACCACUUCACCAGGUCUGAAGGUUCGAAAGAGGAUUCAUACUGAAGAGAAGCCGCACACCUGUGAUCAGUGUGGGCGAGCUUUUACCACGUCAAGUAUUUUAAGGCAUCAUCAGCGUAUUCACACUGGGGAUAAGCCUUACAGAUGUGAUCAGUGUGGGACAGCUUUUACCGAACAAGGGGAUCUAAGGCGUCAUCAGCGUAUUCACACUGGGGAUAAGCCUUACAGAUGUGAUCAGUGUGGGGCAGCUUUUACCCAACAAGGUAAUCUAAGGAGUCAUCAGCGUGUUCACACUGGGGAUAAGCCUUACAGAUGUGAUCAGUGUGGGGCAGCUUUUACCCAACAAGGUAAUCUAAGGAGUCAUCAGCGUGUUCACACUGGGGAUAAGCCUUACAAAUGUGAUCAGUGUGGGGCAGCUUUUACCCACCAAGAUAGUCUAAGGAGUCAUCAGCGUAUUCACACUGGGGAUAAACCGUACAGAUGUGAUCAGUGUGAGGCAGCUUUUACCCGACAAGAUAAUCUAAGGAGUCAUCAGCGUAUUCACACUGGGGAUAAGCCUUACAGAUGUGAUCAGUGUGGGGCAGCUUUUACCGAACAAGGCAGUCUUAGGCGUCAUCAGCGUAUUCACACUGGAUUUAAGCCGUACAGAUGUGAUCAGUGUGGGGCAGCUUUUACCCAACAAGAUAGUCUAAGGAGUCAUCAGCGUAUUCACACUGGGGAUAAGCCUUACAAAUGUGAUCAGUGUGGGGCAGCUUUUACCCGACAAGAUACUCUAAGGAGUCAUCAGCGUAUUCACACUGGGGAGAAGCCUUACAGAUGUGAUCAGUGUGGGGCAGCUUUUACCCAACAAAAUAGUCUAAGGAGUCAUCAGCGUAUUCACACUGGGGAUAAGCCGUACAGAUGUGAUCAGUGUGAGGCAGCUUUUACCCGACAAGAUAAACUAAGGAGUCAUCAGCGUAUUCACACUGGGGAUAAGCCUUACAGAUGUGAUCAGUGUGGGGCAGCUUUUACCCAACGAGGUAGUCUAAGGCGUCAUCAGCGUAUUCACACCAGAUAAAAAAUUGUCUGUGAUCAGCGUGGGGCAGCUUUUACUUGGAGAGCUCAGUUAAAGGUGCCAAUUUAGACAUGUUAUGUUGUUCUGAGAAAAAAAGAAAUCUGGAGUUUUGUUUUCAUUUUUACCUGAAAAAUGUGUUUAAAUUAGAUUUUUCAUCAGUUUAUGUUCCAUU
Molecule: messenger RNA, 1681 nt
Organism: Cololabis saira (Pacific saury)
Lineage: Eukaryota; Metazoa; Chordata; Actinopteri; Beloniformes; Belonidae
Product: zinc finger protein 501-like
Exons: 4
Coding region: 1-1512 (503 amino acids)
Biological process (GO): regulation of transcription by RNA polymerase II
Molecular function (GO): DNA-binding transcription factor activity; RNA polymerase II cis-regulatory region sequence-specific DNA binding
Source: RefSeq, a predicted model, not a curated record